Rhipicephalus microplus (southern cattle tick) is the source of this 6807-nucleotide messenger RNA. Its product is annotated as phosphatidylinositol-3,5-bisphosphate 3-phosphatase MTMR3. Lineage: Eukaryota; Metazoa; Arthropoda; Arachnida; Ixodida; Ixodidae. Gene Ontology annotation, cellular component: cytoplasm; membrane. The record is from RefSeq and is a predicted model, not a curated record. Gene Ontology annotation, molecular function: protein phosphatase binding; phosphatidylinositol-3-phosphate phosphatase activity; metal ion binding. Gene Ontology annotation, biological process: phosphatidylinositol dephosphorylation; regulation of autophagy.
AGAGGAGCAGAGCAGUUUUGGCAGUCCUUGCCUUGAGGAUGAGCUUUUCUCUCUCUCUUCAUAGGUACAUUAGUCUGAAUCAAGUUAGUGUAAACUGUUCUUUCGUUAGAGCCGCAUACUCCUGCUGUGACCUUGAUGCAGCGUCGGAUUUCGAAGCUUGAGCUGAAAACGGCGAAGGAAAAGUGACAUUGAGGUCCUUGGCAUGGAGGCCGGGGAAGGGUCCCUACCCAUCGACGAUGGAGGUGGCAACCCGUCUAGUUUCCUAAACCUGACUGGGAGCGAGGCUUACCCCAAGCGGGCAUUGGUAUCGGACGACCCAUCUCUGGCUGUGCCGUUCCCGUGCCUACCUGGUGAAGCGGUGGAGUUCCUGGGCCGAUCGACACAAGGGGUUGUGGCUCUUUCGUCGUACCGCUUCUUUUUGGCAGGUCCCGAUCAGCAGCUCAACCUACCCCUUGGACUACUAGAGACAGUUGAAUGUCGCGACAUCUUUUACCUCCACCUAAUCUGCAAGGAUGCCCGCUCUUUCAGGUGUUCGUUUGCCACAAAUGAAGACUGUCAGAAGUGGCACAAGCGCCUCACCAAUGCAAUCCAGUUGCCGAACCGGCUGGACGACCUGUUUGCCUUCCGUUUCUACCUCUACUGCCGUGAAGAACGUUACGAUGACCUUUUUUGCUUUCUUAAGAGUGAUAGGCCAAGUUUAGACAAAGACACUUCCCUCCUGCACCAAGAAUGCAAACGCAUGGGCUUUGACACAGACCUCGGGGGCACGUGGAAGCUCACAAGCAUUAAUGAAAAAUUCAAGUUCUGCAACAGCUAUCCGCGCUACUUAAUUGUGCCCGCUUCGGUACCGGACCAGGACCUUGAAACUGUGGCCAGUUUUCGGUACUCUCGGAGGAUCCCCACUGUUGUUUGGAGGCACCACCUGUACGGUACAGUGAUAGCACGCUCGGCGCAGCCAGAGGUUGGCUGGCUGGGUUGGCGGAGUCCUCAAGAUGAGACCCUGAUCCAGGCCAUAGCAGAUGCUUGCAGCAUUGACCCAGGCCCUGCUAUCUGUAACGGACUCGACAGCCUGCCCGACGACCAGAGGCUCGACUCGGAUGCAUCCGACUUGUCUCUACUGAAUGGUGGUCUUACUGCCAGCAUGCACUUCGAGCCACGGCCGGCGCCACAGCGCAAGAUGCUCAUCCUCGAUGCUCGUUCCUACACUGCCGCUGUGGCCAACCGAGCCAAAGGUGGUGGCUGCGAGUGCCCAGAGUACUACCCCAACUGCGAGGUGCAGUUCAUGAGCUUAGCCAACAUCCACACCAUCCGCAAGAGUUUUCACGCAGUGCGUGCCCUCUGCUCCUCCACAGCUGAUCAGUCUUGCUGGAUGUCAACUUUGGAGUCCAGCAAGUGGCUGCACCACCUGUCGGGUUUGCUGAAAGCUGCCCUCGUCGUCGCCAAUGCCGUCGACCUGGAACGGCGACCAGUGCUUGUGCAUUGCUCAGACGGUUGGGAUCGCACACCUCAGAUUGUUGCCUUGGCCGAACUUAUUUUGGACCCCUACUACCGUACCAUUGAGGGCUUCCAAGUGCUGGUGGAGAAGGAGUGGCUCGAGUUUGGGCACAAGUUUGGAGAUCGCUGUGGCAACAGUGCCACAGCUGAUGAUCUGGGUGAACGCUGCCCAGUGUUCCUUCAGUGGCUUGACUGUGUGCAUCAGCUGCUGGCGCAAUUUCCUUGUGGCUUCAAGUUCAACCAGCAGUACUUGGUCAGGCUAGCACAGCACACUUACUCGGGCCUGUUUGGAGAUUUUCUGGGGAACAGCGCCAUGGAACGGCAGCAAGAGGCAGUAGCCACUAGAACUUUCUCGGUGUGGACCUUCCUGAAGGCCAGGCCAGAACAGUACCUCAACCACCUCUACAGCCACACAGACCAGGUACUGAGGCCUCGGUGCCAGGUGCGAGAUCUGCACUUCUGGAGUGAGGUGUAUCUGCAGCCGUCUACAGGACUGCUGUCGCAAGGCCCACCUUCCACACCUCCAUCGGAGGCCCCAGAACCAGCAGAGGAAAAUCCACCUGGACCAGUCGGCAGCAGCGACACGACAUCGAACCUCGUCAAGACCAAGUCUGUGGAUUCUCUGUUUGCAGGCAGUCAGUCGGAGCAAUCUCCACCACCUGAAAAGCACCAGCGGCGGCUGAGCGAUCCAAGCCUAAAGGGUCUGCAGUCGGAACUGCACAAUGGGCACGACGAGACAGCCACGCCAUUGGCUCAACGGCGCAGCCUGAGCAACGGAGCCCUGAACGGCAGCCACGAGGAAGUGCAAGCAGAUACUAAAAGCUUGCCAGUUGCAGCAAAUCCAGAUGAACACGGUGCACAAGAGACUGAGCCACAGCAGCAGCAGCAACAAGCGGUGUCCUCCAUCGAGGAUUCAACCGACACGCUUGUCAGUGAAGUUGGUGAAACAUGCCCCUCGGACGUGGCAGAGGCUGUGGAAGCACCAAAUGAAAAGGACUGUGAAAACGAUGCCGCAGAGGGGAUGACAUCGUCUGCUUUGUCGCGGCAGACGCACCUCCUCAGCAGCACGGCCAGCACGAGUACGACGGACAUUAGCAGUUCGGCCGUGUACUUGUUCCCUGAGGUUGCAGGGGAAGACCUGCCAUCUAACAAGUGCCCAUACUGGCUGUCCCACAAGAAUGGCGAGACCAUGCUGGCUGCGGCCCGCAGCUCGCUGGCGCGGGCGGCAGCCAUUAAUGGCCGGGGUUCCCAUUACUCUACACCCCUGCACUCCAGAACUCCCAGUUCCGGCUAUCCAGCCACUCCCUGUGAUGACAGGCUCCUGCUAGAUCCUGUGGCAUCCAGAACAACUGCAGCACCCCUGCAGCAACAGCAGCAGUUUGAUGUGGACGGAUUGGCAUGUCCUGUCGACGCUGUCCAGCAAAGGUUGCAUCAAAUGGUUCUAGAAAACGAGGCGAAAAUAGAAAGUCUAGAAAACGAACUUCGCAGGGUCAGGCACGCGCUAGAGCGCUCUCUACUCGUCAACGGCAAAGACGCGUUGGAGUCUCUAGAAGAUGCUCCGCUUGGGUUGGACUGCAGCGGGGAUCCUCCGUGGGGCGGGUGCCAGGACGGUAGCAGCUCGUCGGAGUUGAGCUGGGAGCAGGUGGACGAACGCGAUGCCCGCGCCACACUCUGGGUGCCAGACCACGCGGCCUCACACUGCAGGGGCUGCAAUGCCGAGUUUUGGAUUGGGCGACGUAAGCACCACUGCAGGAACUGCGGCCAUGUGUUUUGCAACCCCUGCGCGAGCCAGCUGCACCCUGUUCCUCAUGAGCAGCUGUACCAGCCGGUUCGUGUGUGUGGCACGUGUUUCGAGACACUGCGCAGCCGCCCCUGCCGCCCGUCCGCCCUGGUCCCCGCAAGCUCCCACAACGAGCGGCUACUGGCCAAGGCACAGAUAGCCGCGGCCUCCACAUAAGACAGAACGACGAGUGCGCGUGCAUGCCCGCACGUAUCGUGCGAGCCAGCUCUUUGUGCGUGGAUGGCAUUCACAUCUGCCCGCCCUCACCAUCCCACCCUGCGUUUCAUCAUUCUUGUUCGCCCGCGAUGCAACAUGCGAGACGCUUGCAAAUACAAGUGCGGGAAGAGGAAGGUGCACCAGUGUGUCUAGUUUUUUCCGUGAUGGGAGUGGGAACGAAGGUGGCAACAGGUUCGUUUGCUGGAAGGCAAGAAGUGAAGGGAGGGUGCCGGCACGCAAAGCUCAUCCAAAGACGUUUGUACAAAACGUUAACGCAUUACUGCGGGGGCACCUGAAGCUUGUACCACGCGCACAGAUGCCCAUGCUAGUCGCUGAUUAAUCGGAAACUUGAAACCCCCGUCGAGAGCUUUCAACACAUGCUUCAGAAAAAAAAAAACAAUGUAGGCGACAUAUAUAGGGGUCGAGUAUUAACCUUCAGGGUUUCUCUUUUUUUUCCCUCCCAGCAGUUCUCCUUUAUGUUAAGGAGGCAUACAUCUCAGGUUGUCAUUCUGUACAGCUGCUGUAUCACUUUCAAAACAUUGUGUUUUGCUCCUAUCACUUACCCACUCUUGUGAUCUUGCAUCUUAAAAGCGAGGAUGAGGUGGCUUGCUUUCUAGGAAAGAUGUGCUUGUCGAGUGGUGUUAUGCUUCAACAUAGCGUAUGUUUACUUGUGUUUUGGAAAAUAAAGAACAUAAAAUGAAAGUAAAAUAUGAAUAAAUCUUCAUUGUUUCGGCUGCCGUGAACCUAUAUUUCCUAUUAGAGCAGUCCUACUGGACAAGCCAAUGACACCACAGGGCAUUAGAUUGUAAUCUGUGGUCUGUCUUGACACCCGAAAUCUGCGCUUCAUUCAACACAAACUUUCCACGGCGAACUUGGAGCUUUUUCGUUCCCAACUCCCAUUGCAUGCAGACUGUGUUAGAAAAAUGUGCCAAAAAGUGCAGAGGGGCAUUAUGUAGUCUCCUGCACCUGAAGUGCUUUGUUUUUCUAACAUGGCUGGGCUGACAGUGUUUUGUUUUGUUGUUUUUUGUUUUCUCGACUUUGCUGCCUUUAUUCUGCCAUGGCGAUAUGCAACAGUUUCUUGUCAUGGUGCACACCACUGUUGGUUGCAUAAUGUGGAGAGUGCAUUAGGAGAGUAGACAUAUUAAAGUGACAUACUUGAGAGGAUAAACACUUUUUAUCUUUGUUUUUAAUGGCACCUGCUCCACUAACUGUCUCUAAUGGUAAAUGUCAUUCUUUGUGCUAGUGGUUACAUUGAGGCACCCCUGCUGAGCAUCUGCAAUUCAACUGCCGUUGUUUGAAUCUUGAGUAUGUUUGGUGGGUUGCUGUGUGUCUUGGGAACAGAUACUGCAUUCGUGUGAUACAUCUACCCUGCGUUCACUGGCAUCUGGAGGUACGAAUAUGAUGGUCGGAUGUGGUUCACUCAAGAGGCUCUGCAUUCAGUAAUGACGCCAGAACUUCACGGUAAUUUGUUCAUAUGAGUUCACUGCCAGCCGAGAGUACUGGGCUUUGUGGGAAGCAACCAGCUGCACUGGCGUUCAGAUUAGCUGUUCGCAUUCACUUUGUUCAAAAACUUGCAUUGAGUAGGUUAUGGCGUUAGGCUAUCUGCUCUCGCCCCUUUGAGUAUUUGAAGCAACAGAUUGCCGUUCCGCAACUGCCAGGAUUGUUAUAAAAUGUUAGCCAUAACAAAAGUGUUCUGCUCAAAGUCCUGCUCUUGAUUGUUGAACAUUGCAGUUUGUACUGUGUAUCUGCAUUUUAUUUUAUUGCCCAAUAGUAGCCACUCCUAUUUCCUCAAUUCCUUUUAUCAGACCUUCAUUGUAGAAUACUCUGUCUUGUGAAUCUUCAGUUUAGGGAAUCAUCAAACAGGAUUGGCAAUAAAAUUUAUUCGGUGGAUCUUUUUUUUUUCUCGUCAAAUUUAAAGCCUAGUACUAUAUGAGAAUGCCCCAUUAACUCACUAGCUUUUUUCUGAUCAAAUGUAUCGUGCCACCAAUGUUGUGAAUAUUUCUUGGUAAUUGUCUCUACCGCUAUUCUGAAAGGGACAAUAUGUAUCUUAUGCACUUUUAUUUCUCUUUUUUUUUUAUUAAAGACCUAAAAAUAAGCCCCUUCUAUUAUAUUGUGUGUACAGAAAUGGCCACUGGUUGCAUGUGUGUUGUAAGCACUGCACCUCUGCCUUAGCUUUCUUUUUGUUCUAAUUUGUUUGUGUCCAUAAUAGCCACAAUGUAACAUAGAUUUUUUUUUUUUUAAACACGAUGUUUGCUCUCUGUAAGCUUUCAAGUCAGCAGCUGCAGAGAACUUUUUGUUAUUUAUCGCAAAUCGCAUUGUGCUUAUUUCAAGCCAAUUUUUAAAAUGUCGGCAGUGUAAUAAAGGGCUUAGUAACCAUUUGGCGAUUCACAUCAUGAUUUCUUUAGCUCAUGCCAAACUGUAUGAGCUUCAGAAGAUAUGCAUUCUUUUUCUUCUUCUUGAUGCGAGUUACUGCUCUCACGUCUUAUCUGAAAUGCUGGCCUCACCCUAUUUCAAGUCUGUCUAGAUAACCAGUGAAAAAUUUCAACAAAGUGAUAAGGGAGCCAAGAUUUGUACUCUUGUUUCUAAAAAUUUUAAAAGGUGCUCCAAACUGCUCUAUUUUAUAGCACUAGGCACGUUUGGUACAGUUAGUGAUAUAUUAAACUAACAUAUCACUGGUCUUUUAUUGGUAUUAUUAUUAUUGUUAUCAAUAUUACUUUUAGAAGUUCACAAAUGCAGGUGCCACACUUUGUCAAAUGUUUAUUUGACAACAGAACAGUGAAGCAGAGCAGUGAAAAGAGAUAAAGAUGUUAUGCUUAUGAUGUGGGCAACUUUGAAGCCCGCAGUCUAGUUUAUGAUAGAGAGUCCAUUCAAAUAGCUGGAGGCUGUGAUCUGCAGAUGAAUGUGUCUCUUCUUGAACAGAAUGUGUUUCAAUCCUACAACAUAUUUUUUGUCCAGUCACAGUUCAAAUCUGUUUUAAGGGAUUGUUGCAAGCACGAGUACAUGAUUCAGUCUUUGAGUGUUAUCUGGGAAAAUCUGAGUAUAUCAGAUUGUUUUUUUCUUUGCAGUGUAUUUGCUUACUAUAAUUUUUUUCUUUGUCUUUUUUAAGGGUUCUUUCUUCUUUUGUAAGCAUUUCCAAGACAGCAAUUGCGUUCAUUGUGUUGUUCCUAGGGAAUCUGUUUUUCUGUGUACAGGACGUGAAAGUUUUUGAAGGAAAGGAUUGUCAAUACAUUUGCCUAGAAGUGUACAUUUGACUGCGUUUUCAAUGUAACAUUCUAGAAAGGGGCAAGCACAUAAUAAAAGUUUUGAAUCUGUUUGUC